This is a messenger RNA of Prorocentrum cordatum, 523 nucleotides long. The record is from the annotation of a GenBank genome assembly. NCBI's taxonomy places the organism in Eukaryota, Dinophyceae, Prorocentrales, Prorocentraceae.
GCUUGCGCCGCCGCCGCCGCAUCCUGCCGGCAAGAUGUCGGGCAGCGAUGCUGCCGUCGCGGCGGCCUUCCAGCACAAUGGCCCGAAGCUCUCGUGGUGGGAGUACCAGGCGCUCAUGCUUUGCCUCGCGGGCACCAUGUGCCUUGGCCUGGUGGCCAUCGAGCUGACCAUGCGGCGCUUCCAGGUCCUGUCGCUGCUCUUCCCCGGCAUGUUCUCCAUUCGGGAGAGGCGCCUUUAUUUCUUUGACUUCGACGUCGACGACGUCGCGAUCGGCAAGCGGCUGCGCGCCGAGGCCAAGCUGAUGGUCAGGACGAUCGUGCUGUUCGUCGUCCUCUCGUACCUGUGGCAGCACUGCGUUCUGGACGGGGAUACAGACCAGAUGUUCGGCAAAGACUUCCCGAGCGACCAGUGCGACAGGAAGAUGGCCUGCUUCUCGUCCGAGCUCGACGUCGCAACCUUCUUCAGCCGCGCGUACGAGCCCGUCGACUGCUCGGCGGGAGCGAAGGUCAUCUUGAGGCCAUGA